AUGGACCUCACCUACGAUCCAGGCCACAUAAAAGGCCGAACAAUCCUCAUAACCGGCGGCGCCUCAGGGUUCGGCGCUGCAUUUGGCACGCGCUGGGCAGCUGCCGGAGCCACCGUGAUACUCGGAGACAUCAACCCAAGCGGAGAAGAAGUCACAGCACGAAUCCGGCAAGAAACGCAGAACCCGAACGUGCAUUUCAUCCAAUUGGAUGUCACCUCUUGGACAUCGCAGGUGAAUUUCUUCCGCGAAUCUCUCAGACUAAGUCCGCAUGGUGGAAUCGACACGGUCGUUGCAAAUGCAGGUAUCAACGAUGGCCGCGAGGCGAGUGUUUUUGAAAAUCCUAAGGUCGACUAUCUGAAUGAUCCCAGCCCGCCGGCUCCAAGUUUCAAAACGCUCGAUGUCAAUAUCACUGGUGUGAUGUAUACGGUGCAUUUGGCAUUGUUCUUCUUGCCGAAAAACCCCGACUCCAAGCCUUGUCGCGAUAUUGCCAGUGCCCCCGAGUCCGAGUCAGAGAAGCUGCUUGGAAGAGAUAGACACAUUCUGCUCCUGGGAUCAGUUGCAAGUCUACACCCACUUAUGACGCAGGCGCCAUACACCGUUUCAAAGCACGGUAUUCUGGGAUUAUUCCGGUGUCUACGGAUAUCAGCCCCGAUCAGCGCCGGUGUUCGGGUAAACAUCGUCUGUCCGUACUAUACAGAUACCCCAUUCAUGCAAGCGCCGCCGCGGGCGCUUCUGGCAGGCUGCCCGCUGGGCAAAAUCGAGGAUGUUGUGGAUGCGGCGUCGUAUUUGGUUGCGGAUAGAAAUUGCAUAGGUCGCUCGCUAGUCACGGGGCCGAAAUUGAAGCUUGAUUCUUCGACUGGAGGUGUUGGCCCCGAAUACCCCGAGGGCAAAGAUGGUUCGCAAGGCUCUCAGGAACGAGAAGGACCGGUCUGGGAGUGCUAUCUACAUGACAUGGAUCCUGCAGAUAUCUUUACCCAACGGAUGUUGACGGCUGUCCAUACCGCUGUGCAGGUACGAGGAUGGUCUGGCUGGGCGUAUGAUAUGGCGGGUGCUUUGACGUGGCCAGUUCGUCAAUGGUGGAAUUCUGGAUUGGGUCGGAGGUAA
Molecule: messenger RNA, 1104 nt
Organism: Penicillium waksmanii
Lineage: Eukaryota; Fungi; Ascomycota; Eurotiomycetes; Eurotiales; Aspergillaceae
Product: short-chain dehydrogenase
Exons: 1
Coding region: 1-1104 (367 amino acids)
Cellular component (GO): cytoplasm
Molecular function (GO): oxidoreductase activity, acting on the CH-OH group of donors, NAD or NADP as acceptor
Source: RefSeq, a predicted model, not a curated record